Marchantia polymorpha subsp. ruderalis is the source of this 3181-nucleotide messenger RNA. Lineage: Eukaryota; Viridiplantae; Streptophyta; Marchantiopsida; Marchantiales; Marchantiaceae. The record is from the annotation of a GenBank genome assembly.
GCUUCCAUGGCCGUCUUUCGGGCCCCGAAAUUCGCCGUCGAUGCGGCGGUCUCGACUUCCGGCCGUCCGGCCACCCGUCUGUCCGUCCGUUGGCCCGUCCGGAGGGGGAUCAGAUAAACACGACGGUCGGCCGUACGUAGCGACUGCCGAGGGAGCGAGCAGCGACGCUACCGUGUCCGGAAGUGCGUGGCGAUGUUGGCGGAAGAGGGUGCACCUAAAUACACUGGGGGAGAAUCGGACGGCGCGGAGGCGUGGCAGCCAGGCCGAGGGGCGGCGAUCGAACGGCGCACCGGGGAAGGCGGAUGGAGCUCAGCCGACUACGUUACUUGGCUGCGAAGGAGGCCGUCGUCGUCGUCCACUGUCGUCCCGACGCUGCUGGCGCUUGCGGACGCAGAAAGCGGAGGCAGAAGUUGGCGUUGGCGUUGGCGUUGUUGGGCUGGGGGUGCGUUGUUGUCGUUGCUCGUGUUCAUGCGCAGCAGCAGCAGCAUCAGGAAAAAGAUCAAUAUUCCUCCCUCCCUCUGCCUCUCUCAGAAUUUGUGCGAGAGAGUAUUGCUCGCAUUGGCGACUGCCUCCCUGCCUCGCUGCCCUGUCUUUCUGCCUCUCUGAUCUGCAGCUUCUUCUUCUUCUUCUUCUUCUUCUACUGCCUUGCGCACUACCUCCCCUUUCUUUCUUUCCUCCCAUCGCUGUCGCUGCUGCUGCUGCUGGUGUUGGUGCUGGCGGGCUGGUUUGGUGCUGGUGCUCAGGGGUGCUCUGGCUGUCCCCUUCUCCGCCUUUUUCCCCGUAGUCUACUCUGCUGGAACUGCUGCUGCCUCUACUAGUACUACUACUACUUCCAGGCCUUUCCCUCUAUCUGUCCGUUCUCUUUUUUUCUCUACGCACUGUGAGGAGAGAAGGGGUGAGGUGGUGGUGGUGGUGGUGCGUGCGUGCGGGAAGGAGGGAGGUGGCAUCGGCGCUUUCAUCUCUUUUAUUUUCUUACUGAUCGUCCGUCUCUUGGUCGCGGACACACGCACAACUACAGACACUCAGUAGGACCGAGGGAGGGCAGGAAGGAAGGAAGGAGGGAAGGAAGGAAGAAAGGAAGGAACGAAGGCGGGUUUCUGCACUUAUUUGGUUUUCUCUCCAGGGGACGCACGCAGAGCAGGAUGAAGAUAUCGGUGAAGACACUCAAGGGCAACCACUUUGAUCUCGACGUUAGCCCGUCCGAUACGGUUAUUGCUGUAAAGAAACAGAUAGAAGAUACGCAAGGAAGAGAACUCUUCCCCUGUGCUCAACAGCUCCUUAUUCACCAAGGGAAAGUGCUGAAAGAUGAGACGACUAUGGAUGACAAUAAGGUUUCUGAAAAUGGAUUUCUCGUGGUCAUGCUGACCAAGACGAAGUCAGCUCCAGCAGCGCCGCCAACAUCCUCUUCUUCGGCUCCUGCACCAGCCCCAGCUGCUGCACCUCCUCCCGCAGCAGCCCCUACUGCUGCGCCAGCUCCGUCUCCCCCGCCAGCUCCCACGCCUCAUGCAGCACCGGCCCCUCCUGCAGUCGCUCCUGGCUCUGCCCCUCCACCCCCUGGCUCUGCUGCUGCUGCUGCCGCAGCAGCUCUUGCGGACCCCUAUGGUUUAGCUGCCUCAAACCUUGUCGCGGGUACGAAUCUUGAGCAAACUAUUCAACAAAUUAUUGACAUGGGAGGUGGAAGCUGGGACAGAGACACUGUUGUACGAGCUCUACGGGCUGCUUACAAUAAUCCUGAGCGAGCUGUGGAAUAUUUAUAUUCUGGAAUUCCCGAAGCUGCCGAAGUUGCAGUUCCGGUGGCUCGAGGCCCUGCUCCACCUCAAGGGACAGGGGUUGCCCCAGCAGCUGUGCCACCUCCUGCAGCAGCUGCCCAACCAGCACCCCCUGUUGGUGGUCCUAAUGCAGCUCCCCUAGAUCUUUUCCCUCAGGGUAUCCCAGGUAUUGGCGGCCCAGGUGCCGGUGCAGGUGCUCUGGAUUUUCUACGAAACAACGCGCAGUUUCAAGCUUUGAGGACCAUGGUUCAAGCGAAUCCACAAAUUUUGCAGCCUAUGCUCCAAGAGCUUGGAAAGCAGAACCCGCAAUUGCUGCGUCUCAUUAAUGAGAAUCAGCCCGAAUUUCUACGUCUUAUCAACGAACCAGGCGGUGAAGGUGGUGAAGGAGACUUGCUUGGUCAGCUUGCAGGAGCCAUGCCUCAAUCUAUAAACGUCACCCCAGAGGAGAGGGAAGCUAUUGAUCGGCUUGAGGCCAUGGGAUUUGAACGAAACCUUGUUAUCGAAGCCUUCCUAGCAUGUGACAAGAAUGAGCAAUUGGCCGCAAACUACCUACUGGAACACGCUGGGGAUUAUGACGACUAAGAUCAGUGAAAGUUAACAAUAUUUGUGACCUUAUCGGCGGUGUAAGAGAAGAUGUGGUUAGAAGUCUGUUAGCUGCUCUCGUUCCCUUGGCCAUGUCUUUCGGCCAGUACUAUGCAACUUUAGUUUACUGCGGACUCACCCUUUUCCGGAUGCCAUCUCCUCGUAGAGAUAGAAGGCAAUCAUGGGGUACAAGCAUUUAGAUUAUGGUGUGGGUUGCUUUGCUAGGACUGUGCUGCACCAUCUUCAGCUUGUGUUGUCAAAUUCUUAGGGAGUUGUUUGUUAUAUUUGUUUCACGUUCCCUAAUGAGUGUAGAUUGCCACACAUGCCUGUGGCAGAUUAAGGAACUAGGAGCAGAUCUCCCUUGAGCGUAUAUUGUUUCGUCAGUAGCUUGGUAAAUAAUGCGUUUCUGCUCUGUCUAGCAUGCUGCGCUUAAAGAAGGGCUGUAAUGAGAGUAGCUAAAAGGCUGGUUGCCCAGCAACAUCCUGCCAAUGUUUGCAAUCUCGAUAACACAGUGCGCUGUAUAGCUGGACAAAUGAAGCUUACCAAACUCUUCUACGUAGUGAAACCUGUGGAAGAUAAAGUUGGUCAUGUUAUUUUAAUUCAGAGCUUUAUGUGAUUGCUCCUUCUGGGGAGGAGGGCUGUCUCUUAGUCUUAGUUGACUCCACACAGCGGCCACUAAUAGGUUGAUUAACUUUUUCAAUGUCAACUCGCUGCCGCGUAGAGUAUUUUUCUGUACAGCGGAGCAUAUUUGCCUGGUGGAUGUAAAGUCUGAUUUGAGUUCUUGUUGAAUCGCACUUGGCGUUGAAAUGGUGAUCUUUCGAAUUUGUCGG